AUGGUGGACUGUGCUGAUGAUGGUGUGCAAGAGGAACAGGAGUUGGGCUCGGUCCUCAUUGGGGAGAUGGAGAUCUUUCCCCCUAUAGGAUUGGACGAUCAGCGGGCCCUGGCUGGUGCUUUGGACCUGAGCGAUGGGGCUCACGAGGAUGACAGCGACCUGUCUUGGCCGGCCACGCCUGUGGGUCCGGGCCGGGCCUUUGGAGAUGCGCGGCAGGAUCAGGCAGGCAGCACUGGUUGGCUGCAAAUCAGCCUGUCUGACGAGGGAGAUGUGGGGGGCCAGACCUCUUUCCCCCAUCCCGAGGUUGAUUCGCAUGCGGCUGGCUCCCCCAUGCAGCUGUCGGGAAUCCAUGCAGACCUUGAGGGUGGGCACGUCCGUAGCAACAACCACACUCUGUGCGCCAAUCCCUUUGCGAAUGCGGUGGCAUUUUGCAAUGGCAUCCAAUGUGUUGUGAAUCCACUAUUGUCGGCGCCGCAGAUGGGUGGUGUUCUGUUGGCUUGGGACCCAGUGGUGGUGCAGCUCUCCAAUCCGCAUUACACUAAUAACACGGUGACGGCGCUUGUCAAGCCGGUCGGCGCGGCAGGGCAGUGGUGGAUCACUGGUGUGUAUGGACCGCAGUCGGACGCAGACAAGGUGGAGUUCCUCCAGGAACUGCUUGACAUCAGAGAGUUGCAUGCGGGGCCAUGGGCACUGGUUGGCGACUUUCAUUUAAUUGCCAACCCUGAGGAUAAGAGUAACAGCGCCAUCGAUAGGUGGAUGAUGUCUCGCUUUCGCUCCAAGCUUAACCUGCUAGAACUAAAAGAGUUAUAUCUGAACGGAAUGCGGUACACUUGGUUGAACGAGCGCGGCCAGGCAACGUUGGAGAGGAUUGAUCACGUCUUCGUCACCCUGGACUGGGAGGCGUUGUACCCUACUUGCCUUCUGUCUGCUCUGGGGACAUCUGUUUCCGACCAUUGCCCUCUGCUGCUUGACCUGCAUGCGGAUUUUCACGUGGGGAAGCGAUUCCGUUUUGAGUCCUUCUGGACGAAGGCCGAGGGUUUCUGUGAUGUCGUGGCUGACGCCUGGGAGUCUGUGUCUUCCGAAGGCAACCCCUUCGUGGUUUUGGAUAGGAAGCUGCGAGCAACGGCGAGGAAACUGCAAAGCUGGAGCGAUCGGUGGAUAGGGAAUGUCAAGAAUCAGAUUUCUCUCGUGCUCGGGAUCAUCAAGCAGCUCGACGUGGCUAUGGAAGGAAGGGAUCUCUCGCCAGCAGAAAUUGGUCUUCGGCGGGUGCUUAAGCGAUGUUGUGGCUUCGCGAGGGGGACGCCACCUCAGGGUUCUUCUUCCAGCAUGCCAACCAUCGGAGAGAAGAAUCUGAUCAUGGGGCUGCAGGUGGAUGGCGAUCUGUUGACGGGCCAGGAGAAGAUUGCGGGCGCGGUGGACAGUUACUACAGGCAGAUUUUGGGUGUUGCACCAGACAGGGAGUUUAGCCUCAAUUGGGACGCCCUCCAGCUUCCCCGCCUCCAUCUUGAGCAUUUGGAAGCACCAUUCUCGGAGGAGGAGAUCCUCACCGCAAUCAAAUCGAUGCCGAUGGAUAAGGCCCCGGGGCCGGACGGUUUCACCACGCGUUUUUACGCAUGUUGCUGGGGUAUAAUCAAAGCAGACCUUAUGCGAGUAAUGGAGCGGUUCUAUUGGGGUGACAUGAGAGGAUUGCAUGCGAUCAACAAAGCCCUUGUCACACUGCUUCCUAAGGUAGAUGGGGCGGAAGAGCUGAAGGAUUUUCGACCGAGUGCUUUCGUCAGAGGAAGGGCCAUCCACGAUAACUUUAUGAUGGUGCAGGGUAUGGCCAGGAAGUUGCACUCCCUCAAGCAGCCGGCUGUGAGGAUCAAACUGGAUAUAUUGAAAGCUUUUGAUUCGGUGUUGUGGCCCUUUGCGCUGGAAGUACUGCGCGCCCUCUGCUUUGGCUCGCGGUGGGUUUCAUGGAUCACUGGCUUACUUUACACUGCUUCAACCCGGAUCCUCGUCAAUGGCGUGCCCCCAAUCCGGAAUAAGAAGGGGUUUAGGCAGGGUGACCCAUUAUCCCCGAUGAUGUUCAUCUUAAUGAUGGAACCACUCCAGCGGUUGCUUGCCAUGGCGGAUAGUCAGGGCGUGCUCUCGCCUUUGGUGGGGGCUCCAAACAAGAGGGUGUCGAUCUUUGCGGAUGACGUGAUGCUUUUCCUGAAAUCGGAGGCCCAGGACUUGAUCUCUGCAAUGCCAUUCUGGGCUCGUUUGUGGGUGCCUCGGGGCUGCGGGUGA
Molecule: messenger RNA, 2271 nt
Organism: Aegilops tauschii subsp. strangulata
Lineage: Eukaryota; Viridiplantae; Streptophyta; Magnoliopsida; Poales; Poaceae
Source: RefSeq, a predicted model, not a curated record